This is a messenger RNA of Lactuca virosa, 339 nucleotides long. Lineage: Eukaryota; Viridiplantae; Streptophyta; Magnoliopsida; Asterales; Asteraceae. The record is from the annotation of a GenBank genome assembly.
AUGACAACCGGCGACACCGGUGGAGCUAGUGGGAAACCGACGAGCCGCAUGAGACCUAUGAUGUCGUUGGAACCAAUCACCACUCCCAUCUUCACACCAGUUACCGAUGAAGCACCACAACAAGAUGGCUCAACAAUAACUGCUGCUCCAAUGAGCAAAUUAUGGAGGCCGAUUGCUGAAGGGUCGACGUCCUCUGCCACCGUGUUGACACAAAACGCCUCCACACAAAACCACCAACUAACGACGAUCUCAAGUAGCACGACACCACCAACGGUGGACAAUGUCAGCGGCAUACCGGUUCUCCUACAAGCACCGCCGCAAAACCAGACGACGAGAUAA